ACUAGUGAUGUCCUAAGUAAAAACACUACUGAGAAGCCACCUAAAAAUACCAGUGAGGAGCCAAUUACAAAUAAUAGUGAUGUCCUAAGUAAAAACACUACUGAGAAGCCACCUAAAAAUACCAGUGUAGACCCAUUUACAAAUGACAGUGAGGAGCAAAUUACAAAUACCAGUUACGACCUAACUACAGGUAUCAGUGAGGAUCCAUCUACAAACAUUAGUGAGGACCUGACUACAUAUACCAGUGAGGAGCCAACUACAGAUCACAUUGAAGAGCCAUCUAAAACUACCAGUAAGAGUCCAACAAAAAAUACUAUUGAUAAGUCAAAUACAAAUACCAGUCAGGAGCCAACUUCAAAUACUAGCCAGGAGCCAAACACAAAUACAAGUGAGGAGCCAACUUCAUAUACCAGUCGGGGGCCAACCACACAAGAAAAUGCGGAACCAAUUACACAUACCAGUGACGGGCCAACUACAAAUACCAGUCAUGAGCCAACUACAAAUACCAGUCAGGAACCAAUUAGAAAUACCAGUGAGGAGCCAACUACAAAAACCAGUCAGGAGCAAAUUAAAAAUACCAGUAAGGAGGCAAUUACAAAUUUCAGUGAGAACUCAACUACAAACACUGAGGAGCCAACUGGAAACUCCAGUAAAGACCCAUUUAUUUAUGAGGAGCCAACAACACAUAUAAUCAAGCAGAGAACUACAUAUACCAGUGAGGAGCUAACUGCAAAUACCAAAGAGAAGGUAACUACAAAUACCAGAGAGGAGUUAACAAGAAAUACCAGUGGGGACUCAACUAAAAACACCAGUGGGGAGCAUACUACAAAUACCACAGAUAAGUUAACAACAAAUGCCAGAGAGAAGUCAACCACAAAUAUCAGUGAGCACCCAGCAACAAAUAUUAGUGAGACGUUAACAAGAAAUAACUAUAAGAAUCAAACUGAAAAUACCAGUAAAGAACCAACAACAAAUACCAAUCUAGAGCCAACUACCACCAGUGAGGGGGCAAUUACAAAUACUAUUCAAGAGCCAACUAAAAAUACCAGUGAUCACCUAACUACAAAAAACAGCGGGGAGCCAACUACAAAUUUCAGUGAAGAGCCAACUACAAAUACCAGUGAGAAACCAACUACAAAUACCACUGAGGUUCCAGCUAAAAAAACUAGCGGGGAGCCAACUGCAGCUACCAGUGAGGAUCCAGCUAAAAGAAAUAGUAUGGAGCCAAAUACAAAUAACAGAGAGGCAUUUACUGCAGAUACCAGUGAGGAGCCAACUACACAUACCCGUAAGGACUCUACUACAAAUUUAAGUGAUGAGUCAACUACAAAAACCAGUGAGGAGUCAAGUACAAAUACUAGUGAUGAGUUAUCUACAAACACCAGAGUGGCACCAACUACAAAUACUAGUGGGGAUUCAACCACUAAAAACGGUGAUGAUCCAACUACAAAUACCAGUAAGAAAUCAAGUACUAAUACCAAUCAGAAAUCAAGUACUAAUACCAGAGUGAAGUCAACUACGAAUACCAGUGAGAACCUAACUCCAAAUACCAGUCAAGAGCCAACAACAAAUACCAUUGAGGAGCCAACGGCAAAUUUCAGUGAAGAGCCAACUACAAAUACCUUUGAGGUUCCAGCUAAAAAAACUAGCAGGGAGCCAACUGCAACUACCAGUGAGGAUCCAGCUAAAAGAAAUAGUGGGGAGCCAAAAACAAAUAUCAGUAAAAAGCCAACUACAAACAACAGAGAGACAUUUACUGCAGAUACCAGUGAGGAGCCAACUACACGUACCCGUAAGGGCUCUACUACAAAUUUAAGAAAUGAGUCAACUACAAAAACCAGUAAGGACCCAACUACAAAUACCAGUGAGGAGUCAAGUACAAAUACUAGUGAUGAGUUAACUACAAACACCAGAGUGGCACCAACUACAACUACUGGUGGGGAUUCAACCACAAAAAACAGUGAUGAUCCAACUACAAAUACCAGAGAUAUGUUAACUACAAAUACCAGUGAGAAAUCAAGUACUAAUACCAAUCAGAAAUUAAGUACUAAUACCAAUCAGAAAUCAAGUACUAAUACCAAUCAGAAAUCAAGUACUAAUACCAAUCAGAAAUCAAGUCCAAAUACCAGGGAGAAGUCAACAACAAAUACCAUUGAGGAGCCAAUGGCAAAUUUAAGUGAAGAGCCAACUACAAGUACUGGUAAUGAGCAAACUACAAAAAGCCGUAAGGAGCCAACAACAAGUAUCAGCAAGAAGCCAACUACAAAUAGCAGAGAGAAGUUUACUACAAAUACCAAUGAGGAGCCAACUACACAUACAAUUGAGAAGUCAACCACGAAACACAAUAAUUCUCAGCCUGAAUGCUGUGGAAGCAAUUUUAUCAGUGAAAUGAGUAAUUCAGGCGGGAAAGACAUUUACAAGUAAGAUUUUAUUUGUCGUUAAAAAUUUGGGACUCAAAGUUAAAGUUCUUACAAUUUCUUGUUCUGUGUUUCAUUUAGUGUCACAAAGAACAUAGAAAACCUUCUGGAGAACACAAUAGUGAAC
Messenger RNA from Oryzias melastigma (Indian medaka), 2544 nucleotides. Its product is annotated as mucin-5AC-like. The transcript has 2 exons. The record is from RefSeq and is a predicted model, not a curated record. Lineage: Eukaryota; Metazoa; Chordata; Actinopteri; Beloniformes; Adrianichthyidae. The coding region runs from base 1219 to 2424 and encodes 401 amino acids.